Messenger RNA from Cloeon dipterum, 2383 nucleotides. RefSeq names its product FYVE, RhoGEF and PH domain-containing protein 2-like. Gene Ontology annotation, cellular component: cytoplasm. Gene Ontology annotation, biological process: intracellular signal transduction. The record is from RefSeq and is a predicted model, not a curated record. Gene Ontology annotation, molecular function: guanyl-nucleotide exchange factor activity. Bases 245 to 1849 code for a protein of 534 amino acids. Lineage: Eukaryota; Metazoa; Arthropoda; Insecta; Ephemeroptera; Baetidae. The transcript is spliced from 9 exons.
UGGCAGCAGUACCGCGGUAUUGGAGCGUAGACCAGUUUUACUAGACCGCGCGGAUAUUUUAAAUUCGGUGUAAACAUGGCUUCGAGAAAUCGUUGAAACAACCCGUGUUUUAUAAACAUUUUCGGAGGAUUUUUGAGUUCACCGUGCGUGUGAUGUUGCACGUGCCAUUCGGUAUCUACAAAACGGCACGAGUUAUGAACAUAAAUUGAAUCUGUGGACAUCGAAAACGAAACAAAACGACAAAAUGACAAGUAAUGCAGACUUAAGCAUGAACCACACUCCACCAGCGAAACAAAGGCCAUUGAGUGUGGAACUACAGCAAGUAAUUGAGGAGAAAAAUUUACUUAACACAGAAAAUAGAUGCAAAGUGAUCAGUGCUUUAAGCGAGAUAAAUGGGCACCAGAUCUUGCACACAUCUUUGAGGUCAAGGGCCACACAAGAAAUUCUGUCUUCAGAGCUAAGCUAUGUUAAACAAAUAGAAACCAUCAUGAAGUAUUUUAUGGGACCAAUUAAAGUAAGAAGAAUGAUGUCAACUGAGAAUUUCACCACUAUUUUUGGACAAAUUGAGACUGUUUACAAUGUUGCUGGUGCUCUGGUGCAAGAGCUGCAGAGUUGUAAGGACGAGAACUUGGCACCGGCUUUUGUGCGAUUAGCUCCAUUCCUAAAAAUGUACUCUGUGUAUACCUGCGGAUAUCAAAAAGCUACAGCAACCCUACAAAGCCUGAGGUCUGGAAAGCAUGGUCUCGCUUUGCACACAUUCCUCCAAAGCCAAGAAUCAAGGCCUGAGGUGAGCUCCACUCUUCAGUCUCUGCUGAUCGCCCCUGUGCAGAGACUGCCUAGAUAUAGACUGCUCCUUAAAGAGGUCACCGCCCACACCCCCGAGGAUGAUCCUCAGCUUAAAACUCUGCAAGAGGCACUGAAGAGUGUAGAGGCCAGUGCCGCUCGCGUAGACGCCCUUAUCAGCGAACAAGAACAGUUUGAGCGUCUUGUUGACCUGCAAGAAAGUCUUCUCGACAACUGGCCUCAGGUUAUUAAACCUGGCAGAACCUUUCUUAAAGAGGGUUAUUUCAUGAAGGUCACCAAAUGUGGCACGAAAGCUCUACAAGUCCACUUGAUACUCUUAUCAGACAUGUUUCUGUGCUGCCGAGUCCGUUCAGGACAGCUUGAUUGUCGAUACGCUUUUCCGUUGGAAAGGACCAGUAUCGAAACUAUUCUCGGGCAAGCUGUGUUUAAAGUUGAAUGUGGCACAGAAACUCUCCUACUCUUUGCUAAGAACCAAGACGAAGGAGAACAAUGGACAUCCCUAAUGAACAAAAUUAUCAAUGAGGUGAAAACAUCAAGACAAACGCUAAGAAAACCAACGUGUAAGAAGCGACUCCCAAAACGCAUAGAGGAUCUAGAGGAGGGCUGUUCGCCCUGUGCUAAAGUGUCUAAGGGAAAAUUUCGGAAGAGAAAACAGUCAUCACCUAGCAGUUCAACAACUUCAUUGAAUACCAAGAUUUUCGUUCCAAACACACGCUACUUUUCCCGCCUAUCACCUAGUCCUCCUAAAGACAGUAUGUACCCUCUGAGGAAGCAGCAGGCGCUGGAGGCGCACAAAGCCCUCAAUUCCUCCACUUCUUGUUUCACUCCAAAGAGAAUGAAAAAUGCAAGCAUCAACCGGCCAGAGAUGGAGGAGACCAAAACACAACCUAGAAGUCUGCAUUUUGGACCAAAUGCCGAAUCUAAUGAAGAGAGUGCGGCCAACCAGUUGGCUGUUCCGAAGGCAAAAAGCGUUGCGUUGACAAAGCAUUGCGUUGAUGUCGUGCGAAACAUAUCCUACUUUUUCUCAUCAGUGUUCAAAAAAUAGUUCCUGGCUCUAUGUUAGUAGAAGUAACUUAAGUUGAGAUGGAAUCUCAUUUCUUGUACCACUGCCUUUUACUUAUAACCAUGAUAAUACUCAAAUACCUUCGAUUAUAUUUAGUUAUUAUGUAGUGUACUUUUAAUUAGCCAAUUUCUGUGCUAUGUGAGGGAAGUCUGUUUCUCGAGUAUUAUAACCAAAAUUAGUUCUUCAAAGUUCAAAUAAUACCUCGAGAGUAUAGGUUUACAAUUGACUUCCAUCGAUUACUUACCACGCAUACUGACAGUUACGAAUUUUCAUAAUGCGACACUUAAUGAGUAAUAAAAAAUUCGAAAUUGUGACCUUUAUAAAUCAAAAUCAGUUUCCUUUUCUUCAGCAGUCCAGUUCCAUAUAUACAGCAGGACUGAUUUUAUUUUCCCUAAUAUAAAAUAUGUCUUGCACAUUUAUACAUGACGUUGACAAUUAGUGUAACAUUACAUAUAAAUGUAUAACUCUUAAGCUGAAAAUGAAACCCAAUUUUGCAAUAAAGCAACUUUCAGAAUA